Molecule: messenger RNA, 2351 nt
Organism: Brachypodium distachyon (stiff brome)
Lineage: Eukaryota; Viridiplantae; Streptophyta; Magnoliopsida; Poales; Poaceae
Product: 65-kDa microtubule-associated protein 1
Exons: 10
Coding region: 290-2062 (590 amino acids)
Biological process (GO): cytokinesis by cell plate formation; microtubule cytoskeleton organization
Cellular component (GO): spindle; cytoplasm
Molecular function (GO): microtubule binding
Source: RefSeq, a predicted model, not a curated record
ACCAGUCUAACUCGAUGGACAACUAGACCAGAUCAGGUCUCGUACUCCGUGACUCGUCUUCCUCAUCGCGCGAGCGCCGCCACCCCUCCGUCCCCAUCCCGCUGCCGAGCGCCCCAGCCCCUAGCUCGUAUUUCUCCUCGCGCGAGCGCCUCGGCCGCAGAUUCGGUUCGAUCAAGCAUUGGCGUUGGCAGAGUUUGGGAGUACGUUUCGCCCUCGAUUUAGCUAGAAGCUAGAUUUCUCUAAAAUCUAUAGCCUCAAGCCUUGGAGGAAAGGAUUCAUCUCUUCCAGAAUGGCUGCUGCGAAUGGUGAAACUUCGUGCGGAUCCUUGCUGCAAAAAUUACAGUUUGUAUGGGACGAAGUUGGCGAGAGCGACAAGGACCGCGACAAAGUUCUGUUUCAGUUGGAUCAGGAAUGCUUGGAUGUCUACAAGAGGAAAGUUGACCAGGCACUCAAGUCAAGGGACCUUCUUCUCCAAGCUCUGGACUACUCAAAGAUGGAGCUUGCUAGGCUUGCUUCUGCCCUCGGAGAGAAAUCCAUAGCAACGAGUCCUGAAAAAACAACACGGACAAUCAAGCAACAACUAGCUGCUUUAGCUCCAACACUUGAGCAAUUGGGCAAGCAGAAAAAGAAGAGAAUACAGGAAUUUGCUGAUGUACAGUCAAGAAUCGAGCAAAUAAGGGGUGAGAUUGCUGGUAGUCUUGAGAUAGGCCAGCAGGUGGCAAUACCACAAGUUAAUGAGGACGACCUGACAGAUGAGAAGCUUGGGGAUUUUCAGUCUCAGCUCCAACAACUCGAGAAAAAGAAGAGAGAGAGACUGGAGAAAGUGCUUGAGCAUGUAAAUACAGUACAAGAUCUCUGUACUGUAUCGGGGAUGGAUUAUUUUAGCACAAUAACUGAAGUUCAUAACAGUCUAGACGACUCUAUUGGUAAGGAUCGCAAGAGCAUUAGCAAUGAUACCCUGUCUAAACUUGACAGGACGAUAGCUACUCUUAAUGAGGACAAAAGGUUGAGGUUAAAAAAGCUUCAAGAGCUUGCCACUCAGCUACAUGAUCUAUGGGAUCUCAUGGAUACCCCCCCGGAGGAAAGAAGCUUGUUUGAUCAUGUUGCCUGUAAUAGAACAUCGACUGUCGAGGAAGUUACUGCACCUGGAGCACUUGCUCUAGACAUAAUUAAUCAAGCCGAGAUUGAGGUUCAGAGAUUGGAUGAGCUAAAAUAUAGCAAGAUGAAAGAAAUAGCUUUUAAGAAGCAAACGACGCUGGAAGACAUAUAUGCUGCUGCUCACAUAAUGCUAGACACAGCAGCUGCCCAUGAUAAAAUAUUUGCACUGAUCGAGUCAGGGAUGGAACCUUCAGAAUUAAUUGCUGACAUGGAUAGUCAGAUAAUCAAAGCAGGGGAAGAAGCUUUAAGCAGAAAAGAAAUAUUAGAUAAAGUUGAGAGAUGGAUUGCUGCAUGUGAGGAGGAAAGCUGGCUUGAAGACUAUAACCGGGACGACAACAGAUAUAAUUCAGGCCGAGGUGCCCACCUGAAUCUCAAACGUGCAGAAAAGGCUCGUAUUCAAGUUAACAAAAUUCCAGCCCUUGUUGAGACACUGGUAGGCAAGACGAGGGCUUGGGAAGAGAAUCAUGGUCUAUCCUUCACGUAUGAUGGGGUUCCUCUUCUAGCUAUGUUGGAUGAGUAUGUUAUGCUUAGGCAAGAGAAGGAAGAAGAGAAGAAAAAAAUGCGGGAGCAAAAACGCUACAGUGAGCAGCUACUCAACAUCGAGCGUGAAGGGCCCUUCGGAACACGUGUCAGUCCCUAUAGACUGGCUGGUGCAAAGAAGGUAGCUAGCCCAAAGCCUGACAAUGGUGCAUCAAAUGCUGCUCCAGGUAGAAGACUAUCAACAAGCACUCAGCAGAACGAGAGAAAGAGUGCCCGGUCUGCUGGCAAGGAUUGUAAGAAAGAUUCUGCUGCGAGUCUGGCUGUGACGAAUACAACAGCUUCCCCGGGCAAAGCAGCAACCGCCAAGGAAGAUGACACAUCCAUUCACCAUUCUGACACCGAUUCAAUCCCUUGUUCAUCAUGAAUUGUUGCCUCUCUUUCUGUUGCUCUGCACUGUUUUUUGUAGUGAUCUCUUGUUAGGUUCUAAACUGGAGUUUGAUAAUCUGGUGUUGAAUCUUGUAGAUGGCUCUCAUAAUUGGUUAGCGCCUCAGUGGUGCUCCUGACGUCUGAGUAGUUGUACCAGCUGUCUAGUUCUGAUCCAUAUCCUUAGAAGUUAAAUGGAUAUACAAGUAGUCGUUGGUAAAUUGAGGUUUCUAUGUACUGCGCAGUUGUUGUUUUUUGACAGUAAUGUACUGCGUAGUUUGUUUGGUGCU